Molecule: messenger RNA, 1867 nt
Organism: Fopius arisanus
Lineage: Eukaryota; Metazoa; Arthropoda; Insecta; Hymenoptera; Braconidae
Gene: TfIIFalpha
Product: transcription factor IIFalpha
Exons: 4
Coding region: 248-1843 (531 amino acids)
Biological process (GO): positive regulation of transcription elongation by RNA polymerase II; transcription initiation at RNA polymerase II promoter
Cellular component (GO): nucleus; transcription factor TFIIF complex
Molecular function (GO): TFIIF-class transcription factor complex binding; RNA polymerase II general transcription initiation factor activity; DNA binding
Source: RefSeq, a predicted model, not a curated record
AGAGGGACCAGUCGAUGGAGUGAAAAGCAUUUGGAGUGCAGUACUAGCCUCUACUUUAGUCAGUCCUCUUUGAGUGCUGCUAACCUCCCCUAUAAUCUCUGCUUCAACACGCCGUUUGCAAUAACUCCUAUUCAAAACUGACGUAAAUAGUAAAAAAAUGUAUUCAUCAAAUCAGGAUUUACAAAGAAUUUGAAAAUCAGGAUUUACGAAGAAAAUACAGGUUUAUUGUGCACGAUAUUAGUGGGAAAUGAAUGCCGCAGGAAGCAAGGUGACAGGGGCGCAGCCCAUUCAGGAGUACAGCAUUCGUGUCCCGAAGACCUCUAAGAAAAAGCAUAAUGUAAUGCGUUUCAAUGCAAAUCUCCGUGUGAAUUUCUCGGAGUGGUCUCAGGUUAAAAUGGAGCGGGAGAACAAUAUGAAAGAGUUCAAAGGCAUCGACGAGGAUAUACCGAAAUUCGGGGCUGGAUCGGAGUUUGGUAGGGAUGCCAGAGAGGAGGCAAGAAGGAAGAAAUUUGGAAUAACAAGCAAGAAAUACAAGCCUGAGAAUCAGCCCUGGAUAUUGAAAGUUGGAGGAAGAACAGGCAAGAAAUUCAAGGGCAUCAGAGAGGGUGGAGUGAGUGCCAAUGCUGCCUAUUAUGUGUUCACUCAUGCCUCUGAUGGUGCCAUUGAGGCAUUUCCCCUGCAAGAAUGGUAUAAUUUUCAGCCAAUUCAGAGGUACAAAGCCCUCAGUGCUGAGGAGGCUGAGGCGGAAUUCAGUCGUCGGAACAAAACUAUGAAUUACCAUGCAAUAAUGGUCCGCAAACGUCUGAGGAAUGAUGAGGAUGGAAAUGAAGAGGAUGCCGAGCUUGUUGAGGGUGGGAAAAAAGCCAGGAGUUCAAAAAAGGAUAAGGAUCUGAAAAUCUCGGAGAUGGAUGAGUGGAUGGACAGUGAUGACGACGAUUCCGAAAGCGAUGAGGAGAAGGAGAAAAAAGCCUCCGAUGAUGAGGCUGAUGGAAGCAAGAAGAAAAAAAAGGGAAAGGCCCCUCAAAAAAAGAAAAAGAAAAAUACAUCGGACGAUGAAGCUCUGGAGGAGAGCGAUGACGGAGACGAGGAAGGGCGAGAGUGCGAUUACAUAUCAGACUCAACGGAUUCCGAAGCAGAAGCCGAAAGUAACAAGAUAAAAUCAGUGGCUGAGGAGGACGCACUGCGAAAAUUACUGGCGUCAGACGAGGAGGACGAGGACGAACAGAAAGACAAGACUGAAAAAGAGGAUGACUCGGAAAACGACGAGAACAAGGAUAAGGAUGAAAAAGACAAGGGCAAGGAUGGCGAUAAGCGAAAGGAUAAGGAUAAGAAAAAGAAGAAAAAACAGAGCGCCAAGAAAAAGGACACAGCCAAGAAAAAUGGAAAGGACUCGUCCAGCGAUUUCUCCAGUGACUCCGACACAGAUUCCGAUGCGCACCAAAAGGACAAGAAGGAUAAUAAAGUUAAUAGUGCUCAGAGCUCAAGAUCCGCUACACCCGUUCCCGGCCCUUCCACUAAUGAUAAUCUCAAGAGGAAGACGACGUCCUCUCCUGACAUCUCACAGUCCAAAAAACUCAAAUUAGAUAAUUUCAAUUCUGCUCCCUCGUCUUCCUACAUCCCUGGACUCAGCGAGUCCGGGAUAACAGAGGAUGCAGUGCGUCGUUAUCUGACGCGUAAACCGAUGACAACAACGGAAUUGCUACAGAAAUUCAAGUCAAAGAAAACAGGCCUGAAGUCUGACGAUUUGGUCAAUGUAAUGACGUUGAUACUCAAGAAAAUAAAACCAACUCAGCAGAUCGUUAAGAAGAAGAUGUAUUUAUCGAUCAAGCCUCAGCCACAUUAAAUUAUCAAUUCUCCCUAAUUUAAA